CACGUGACCUCUUACCCCAGAACCGACAGUGCCUCGGCUCGGCUGCCGUCCUCCCCCAUCUUUUCGGCAUCUCAGUGACAGAGUGACGACUGUGGAGAAUCCAGCGAACCAGCUACGCGCCUAGCUACAGCCGCGUCGAAACACCACAUUACUCGGCCGCAAUGCCUCUCAGCACCGGCAAAGCCGUCGACAUUGCCUUCGGCAUCUUUCUCUCCUCCCUCUUCGCAUUCUAUCUCCCCCAAUACGUCGAGUGGGUGCCCGAGUUCAGCAUCUGGAUCUUCCUCCUCAUCGUUGCCAUCAACUUCGCAUCGUUCCUGACUUAGCAACAUGCCUACCGAGUCAACAUACCCGAAGCUGGCCAUCCCAGAUGUUGACCUCUGGACCUUCCUGUUUGAGCGGAAGGAUAGAGCAUAUCCGGACUACAAAGUGAUUUACGUCGACGCCGAUACCAACCGCUCCUACACCUACGCUCAAGUCCGCAGCACCGCACUCGACUUUGGCACAGGCCUGAAAUCCGUCUGGGAAUGGAAGAAAGGGGAUGUGCUGGCCAUAUACUCGCCGAACUGUAUCGAUACACCAGCCAUAAUAUGGGGGACACAAUGGGCAGGAGGGAUCUUGUCCCCAGCGAACCCAGGUUACACGGCUGAUGAGCUAGCCUUCCAGCUCAAAGACUCUGGGGCCAAGGGUUUGGUAACACAAAAGCCGUUCCUGAAGUCUGCGAUUGAAGCUUGCAAGAAAGUGGGCAUCGAUGAGGAUCGAAUAAUCUUGAUGGGCGAUGAGAGAGACGAGACGAUGAAAUUCAAGCAUUUCAGCCACGUCCGUAAUCUGGCCGGUACAUCUCGAUAUCGCAAGACGAAGAUCAAUCCCUCGAGAGACCUUGCGUUUCUGGUUUACAGCUCUGGGACUACAGGGCACCCGAAAGGGGUUAUGUUGUCGCAUACCAACAUUGUUUCGAACGUGUCAAUGCUGGUAACUGGCGAGGGAAAGAAUCUUAGCUGGAAAGGAGGGAUUAACAACGAAGGGGACAAACUACUUGCGUUCCUACCAUUCUUCCACAUCUACGGCCUCACGUGCCUCAUCCACCAAGCCAUGCACGCAGGCCUCACCUUAAUAUGCAUGUCCAAAUUCGAUCUCGCAAAAUUCUGCGAACACAUCCAAACCCACAGCAUAACGUUUGCCUACGUGGUUCCUCCCGUCAUCCUCCAACUGGGAAAGAACCCCAUCGUCUCAAAAUACGACCUCUCCUCUAUCCGCAUGAUGAACUCCGGCGCCGCCCCUUUGACAAAGGAACUUGUGGAAACAGUCUACAACCGCCUCAAGAUUCCCAUCAAGCAAGGCUACGGGCUUUCUGAAACCUCACCCACAACACACACCCAACCCUGGGAAACCUGGCGAACUUAUAUCGGCUCAGUUGGUCGCUUGCUCCCGAAUCAGACAGCGAAGUACAUGUCUCCCGAAGAAAAAGAGGUCCCGGCCGGCGAAACAGGCGAGCUCUGGCUCAAAGGGCCGAACAUCUUCCUCGGAUAUCUCAACAACCCCGAAGGCACGAAGAACGCUUUAACGGAAGAUGGGUAUUUCAAAACUGGAGAUGUCGGCCACCAGGACAAAGAAGGAAAUUUUUACAUCACCGACCGCGUGAAAGAGUUGAUAAAAUACAAGGGCUUCCAAGUCCCGCCCGCCGAGCUUGAGGGGAUUCUUAUCUCGCAUCCUGACAUUAACGACGUAGCCGUUAUCGGAAUCGAGGACCACGAGCAGGCUACUGAGGUUCCAAGGGCGUACGUCGUUCCUAAGAAGGGAGUGAAAGGAGGCAAGGAGACAGAGAAGCGGAUCGUAGAGUGGUUGGGGCAGAAGGUGGCGAGUCAUAAGAGACUUAGGGGAGGAGUCAGGUUCGUGGAUGCGGUGCCGAAGAGUGUGAGUGGGAAGAUUUUGAGGAGGGUGUUGAAGGAGAUGGCGAUGGAGGAGAAGAAGGGCGCGAAGGCCAAGUUGUAGAUCUAUGUUUAAAAUUUGAGAAAGGAUCUGGAUA
Hyaloscypha bicolor E is the source of this 2023-nucleotide messenger RNA. RefSeq names its product acetyl-CoA synthetase-like protein. The transcript has 3 exons. Gene Ontology annotation, molecular function: CoA-ligase activity. NCBI's taxonomy places the organism in Eukaryota, Fungi, Ascomycota, Leotiomycetes, Helotiales, Hyaloscyphaceae. Gene Ontology annotation, biological process: secondary metabolic process. The record is from RefSeq and is a predicted model, not a curated record. Bases 328 to 1989 code for a protein of 553 amino acids.